This is a messenger RNA of Suillus clintonianus, 3628 nucleotides long. Its product is annotated as TPR-like protein. Gene Ontology annotation, molecular function: protein binding. The transcript has a single exon. NCBI's taxonomy places the organism in Eukaryota, Fungi, Basidiomycota, Agaricomycetes, Boletales, Suillaceae. The coding region runs from base 179 to 3538 and encodes 1119 amino acids. The record is from RefSeq and is a predicted model, not a curated record.
CAAUAGUAUUUCCCUUACGGCUCCUCGUUGUGUCAGUAUUCUGGUUUCCGCUAUUCCGUGCGUAUUCACUCUGUAUCUACCUAACUUUGUUUUCAUCACGAGACACUUCAUAGCGACAUCGCCUUGAUAGUCGCUGUGUUCUAUACAGUCCUCGCGUAAAAUUCAGUUUCCUUACAAGAUGGUAGACGAUGUGGAGCGAUGGAGAACGGCUUUGCAAGAAUGUCCUGUCGGCCAUUCACUUCGAUGUUCAACUCUCCACAAUCUUGCCAACAGCCUUGAAGACAGAUUUGCGCAUCAGGGCGUCCUGUCUGACCUCAAUGAGGCCAUUGAGCUCCAUCGGGCUGCACUACUACUCCUUCCCCUCGGGCAUCAUGAUCGACCCACAUCUCUCAACAACCUCGCUGUCAGCCUUCACGACAGAUUCGAGCAGCAGGGCAUCCUAUUUGACCUGGAUGAGGCCAUUGAGCUCCAGCGUGCUUCACUGGAGCUCUGUCCCCCCAGUCAUCCUCAUCAUUUUGUGUCUCUCAACAACCUUGCCAACAGCCUUCAAACCAAAUUCGAGCAGUGGAGUAUCCCGUCUGACCUCGAUGAGGCCAUUGAGCUCCAUCGGGCUGCACUGGAGCUCUGUCCCCCUGACCAUUCAGAUCGAUCCACGUCUCUCAACAACCUUGCCAGCAGCCUCAGAACCAGAUUUGAGCAGCAGAGCAUCCUGUCUGACCUAGAUGAGGCCAUUGGGCUCCAUCGGGCUGCACUGGCGCUCUGUCCUCUUAACCAUUUUGAUCGAUCUGCAGCUCUCAACAACCUUGCCAAUAGCCUUCAAGCCAAAUUCGAACAAGGGAGCAUUGUGUCUGACUUGGAUGAGGCUAUCGAGCUCCAUCGGGCUGCACUGGAGCUCCGUCCCCCCGGCCAUUCAGAUCGAUCUGCCUCUCUCAAUAACCUCGCCAACAGUCUUGGAGACAGAUUCAAUCAGAGGGGUGUCCAGGCUGACUUGGAUGAGGCCGUUGAGCUACAUCGAGCUGCACUGGUACUCCGUCCCCUUGGCCAUCAUGAUCGGUCCGCGUCUCUCAGCAACCUUGCUGUCACCCUUCAUGACAGAUUCAUACAGUGGAGUGUCCUGUCUGACUUGAACGAGGCAAUUGAGCUUCAUCGGGCUGCACUGGAGCUCCGCCCUCCUGGCCAUUCUGGUCAUUUUAUGUCUCUCAACAACCUUGCCUGCAGCCUUCACGAAAGAUUCGGGCAACAGGGCGUCCUGUCUGACCUAGAUGAGGCCAUUGAGCUUGAUCGUGUUGCUCUGGAGCUCUGUCCUUUUGGCCAUUCUCAUCAUUCCGCGUCUCUCAGCAGCCUUGCCAGCAGUCUUCGUGAAAGAUUUGAGCAGCGGGGUGUCCUGUCUGACCUGGAUGAGGCCAUUGAGCUCUGUCGGGCUGCUCUGGAGCUCCGUCCUCCUGGCCAUUCUCAUCAUUUUAUAUCUCUCAACGAACUUGCCCGCAGUCUUCAUGAAAGAUUCAAGGAGCGGGGUGUCCUGUCUGACCUGUCCGAGGCGAUUGGCCUCCAUCAGGCUGCAUUGGAGCUCUGUCCUCUUGGCCAUUCUCAUCGUUCCACGUCUCUCAGCAAUCUUGCCGCUGGCCUUCGAGCCAGAUUUAAGCAGAGGGGUGUCCCGUCUGAUCUGGAUGAGGCCAUCGAGCUUCAUCGAGCUGCACUGGUCCUCCGUCCUCCUGACCAUUCUCAUCAUUCAACAUCUCUCCACAACCUUGCCAUCACCCUUCAUGACAGAUUCAAGCAGCAGGGCUUCCUGUCUGACCUGGAUGAGGUCAUUGAGCUUCAUCGAGCUGCACUGGUCCUCCGUCACCCUGGCCGUUCUGAACGAUCCACGUCUCUCAACAAGCUUGCCUUCGCCCUUCAUGACAGAUUCGAGCAACGGGGCCUCCUGCCUGACCUGAAUGAAAUGUUUGGCCUUCAUUUGCAACUCUCCCACCUACCUCAUGCAGCCUCUCGUAACGAUCUUAGUGCUGCCAAGUCAUGGGUGGCCUCCACUGAGAAGAUGAAGCAUAGUUCUGCAUUGCUUGCUUAUCAGACUACUUUAAAGUUCCUGGAUCAGCAUGUUGCUCAUUUGUCGUCUUCUUCACGCGAUUUUGAUAUCGUCAGGAAGGCCACUUCUUCUCUUGCCAUGGAUGCAUUCUCCUGCAGUGUUCGCCACGGUGCUUUAGUGACUGCCGUGGAAUUAGUGGAGCAAGGCCGUGCAGUAUUCUGGACCCACUUGGCACGCUUUCGCACUCCACUCGAUGAACUUGCUGUGUCAGGUAGCACCGGGGCGGCCUUGGCGGCAGAGUUCAGGCAACUUAACUUUCGCCUUCGUACCGCGUUAGAUGUGUCUACUGCAGACCAAUCCCCACUCAUUCGGAAACUAACCACGCAACGGGAUGAUGUCAUCGCCCGCAUCCGUUCGCUGCCAUUUUUUUCCCGUUUCCUCCUGCCUCCGCUAUUCUCUGACCUCAGGAAAACGGCAGAAGAUGGUCCAGUCAUUCUUGUCAAUGCUAGCCAGUACAGCUGCGACGCCUUGAUUAUCCUAAGUGCGCAAGAUCCAGUCCACGUUCCCCUUCAUAUUACACAAGCCGAAGUCUCCCAGUUGUCCUCCGAGUUCCAGUCCCUCAUCGAGGGUGUUGGGUCUUCUGAUCAUCGACUCGAAUCACACAAGAUUGUCGGUAUUCUACGCAAGAUUUGGGAUCGUAUCGUCGGCCCUGUAGUCGAAGCUCUCAGGACCUUCAUCAAACCUGGCUCACGCAUUUGGUGGUGUCCUACCGCUGAGUUCACACUGCUUCCUCUACAUGCGGCAGGACCUUACAAGAAGAAGAGCCAUAAUUUGUCUCACUUCUACAUCUCCUCCUACACCCCAACUUUGGCGGCACUCAUUCGCGCGAGACAACAGGUUUCCAGCGAUGCGUCUGUUCAGCAUUUUGUUGCCAUUGGUCAAGCAAAACCGGACAGAGGGAGGGAGCUGCUAUAUGUCGCUCCUGAGUUAGACAUUGUCGCUCAGUGUCUCGCACCUGUCGCAUGCGUUACAUCGCUCGCAGACAGCGAUGCAACAGUCCAGGGUGCACUGGACGCACUAAACGACAAUCAAUGGCUUCACCUUGCCUGCCAUGGAAUGCCGAAUCGAGAAGAACCAUUCGAGUCUUCCUUCGCGAUGCGCGAUGGGCCCUUGACAAUCAGGGACAUCAUCCGAUCCAACUGGCAAAAUCCGGAGUUUGCGUUCUUAUCGGCUUGUCACACUACCGUGGGUGAUGAGAUGAGUCCCGACGAGUCUAUCCAUCUCGCUGCGGCUAUGCAAUUCUCCGGGUUUCGCAGUGUGAUAGGUUCUAUGUGGUCUGUUGAUGACGAGGUUGCGCGCCAGAUUGUUUCCACGUUUUACGAUCAUCUGGUUGAUGGUUCAGGGAGAUUAGACUGCACACGCGCUGCGGUAGCUUUGUACAAGGCUGUGAAAUCGUUGCGUAAGAUAAUUCCGCUAGAACAACAGAUCGUAUUUGUUCACAUCGGUAUUUAAUUCGAGACUCGAUUCGUUGUUUUGUUGUACUUUGUGUAUGUACUUGAUCCCAGUUGAUUUCAUUUCCUGCUAUUCCCUGUGAUACAAGUU